AUGGAUGGCGAAAGGGAAAUCCACUUCAGCGAAUGUGUCUUCAAGAACUUACCAGAGAAAGAGUCAUGGACGUUUACGUUAACCUUUGGCAAGAGAAUAAGGCUUUUGUUCGUGAUGAAUUGUUUGAUAGGCGUUAUCUUAAUGCUAUUAAGUUGUUCGAUAGCGUUUCACUACUGGUACGAAAUGGUAUCGAUGAAGAGACAACUGAUCGUGAUAAAUGAUAACAUUGUCUUACACAACUUGAACCGCGAUAGAUGGCUACAGAAUGCAUCGGUGGCCCAGCCAAGGUCACCGGUCGAGGGAGACACGCGGGCGCCGAAAGCCUUUGAUGACAAUGACACUGCUAAGACAUUCUAUUUCGAAGAUGUGGAAGAAGACGUGGUAGACACCAAGAAAGAAAUUCAAGCAAAGGCAAUGUUCCUGCUUGUGACUUGAACAUCCUACAAAAAGAGUUAGAUGUGGUUCAAUUUAACGGGGGUCAGAAAGAAGUUAAUUUGGGAAACCAAUCACUCGUGGCUCCCUGGAUUCGGGAUGAAGAGGCUUCUUUGAAAAAUAGCGCGAACAAGUUCGAGUUGACGGGCAAUUACGUGACGAUCAAAGAAGACGGCCUUUAUUUAAUUUAUGCUCAGGUGGUAUACCUAACACAAUCACCGAACUGCUACUACAUAUGGGCGCGUCAAACGGGGAAGGAUCCCCGUCUGGUCUCGACUUGUGCAACUGGGGACGACUCGAGCAACCGACCGCUCAGCAAACCACUAAUGUCUUGUUCCUUGCAAACUAUUGUGAGACUUUACAAAGGAGACAUAGUCGACAUUACCCAGAGAGAACUGAACAGAACUGUGUGGCUCCGACCGGGGUACAGCUACUUCGGCUUCGUAAAACUUAGCUCUUAA
Messenger RNA from Spodoptera littoralis (African cotton leafworm), 893 nucleotides. The record is from the annotation of a GenBank genome assembly. NCBI's taxonomy places the organism in Eukaryota, Metazoa, Arthropoda, Insecta, Lepidoptera, Noctuidae.